GUAACAGGAGCGGCGCGGCGGAGCAUGGAGAGCCGCGGCCGCGGGCGGCUGGCGACGCGCGACCCGCUCUCGCCCCCGAGGUAGCCGGGCUCCGCGCCGCGGGACGGAGUGGGGGCGGCGGUCGCCCCACGCGCGCCCCGGGAGCCCGGGCCCUGCGCCCCGCCGCGGAUUUCGCCGCGAUCCCGCGGGCAGCGCUUCGCAAAGCUGCGUGAAACUUCUCCCAAAGUCGGCAUGGAUCCGGCGGCGCUGCCUGCUUUGGCGGCGCUCCUGCUCCUGUCCCCGUGGCCCCUGCUCGGCUCGGCCCAAGGCCAGUUCUCCGCAGGUGGCUGCACUUUUGAGGAUGGGCCUGGGGCCUGUGAUUACCACCAGGACCUCUACGAUGACUUUGAGUGGGUUCAUGUCAGCGCCCAAGAACCUCAUUAUCUGCCUCCAGAAAUGCCCCAAGGUUCCUACAUGGUAGUGGACUCUUCAAUUCAUGAUCCUGGAGAGAAAGCUCGACUUCAGCUGCCUACCAUGAAGGAGAAUGAUACUCACUGUGUUGAUUUCAGCUACCUGUUAUACAGCCAGAAAGGGCUGAACCCUGGCACAUUGAACAUCCUUGUUAGGGUGAACAAAGGACCUCUUGCUAAUCCAAUUUGGAAUGUGACUGGAUUCACAGGUCGAGACUGGCUUCGGGCUGAGCUAGCAGUGAGCACCUUUUGGCCCAAUGAGUAUCAGGUCAUAUUUGAAGCUGAAGUCUCAGGAGGGCGAAGUGGUUACAUUGCCAUCGAUGACAUCCAAGUUCUGAGCUAUCCUUGUGACAAAUCCCCUCAUUUCCUCCGCCUCGGGGACGUAGAGGUCAACGCAGGGCAGAAUGCGACGUUCCAGUGCAUCGCUACAGGGAGGGACGCGGUGCAUAACAAGCUAUGGCUGCAGAGACGAAAUGGAGAAGAUAUACCUGUAGCCCAAACUAAGAACAUCAAUCACAGAAGAUUUGCUGCUUCUUUUAGAUUGCAAGAAGUGACAAAAGCUGACCAGGAUUUGUAUCGGUGUGUCACACAGUCAGAAAGAGGUUCUGGUGUGUCCAAUUUUGCUCAACUGAUUGUGAGAGAACCACCAAGGCCCAUUGCUCCUCCCCAGCUGCUGGGUGUUGGGCCGACUUAUUUGCUGAUUCAGCUGAAUGCCAACUCUAUCAUUGGCGACGGGCCCAUUAUCCUGAAAGAAGUGGAAUAUCGGAUGACAUCAGGAUCCUGGACAGAAACCCAUGCGGUGAACGCUCCCACUUACAAAUUGUGGCAUUUAGACCCCGACACGGAAUAUGAGAUCCGUGUCCUCCUGACGAGACCUGGGGAAGGUGGAACAGGGCUGCCAGGACCUCCACUAAUCACCAGAACCAAAUGUGCAGAACCUAUGCGAACACCAAAGACUUUAAAGAUUGCUGAAAUCCAGGCGAGACGCAUUGCUGUGGACUGGGAAUCCUUAGGUUACAACAUCACUCGCUGCCACACCUUUAAUGUCACCAUCUGCUACCAUUACUUCCGUGGUCACAAUGAGAGCAAGGCAGACUGUUUGGACAUGGACCCCAAAGCCCCUCAGCAUGUCGUGGACCAUCUGCCCCCAUACACCAACGUCAGCCUCAAGAUGAUCCUAACCAACCCGGAAGGAAGGAAGGAGAGUGAAGAGACAGUGAUUCAAACUGAUGAAGACGUGCCUGGCCCUGUCCCAGUCAAAUCCCUCCAGGGAACAUCCUUCGAAAACAAGAUCUUCUUGAACUGGAAAGAACCUUUGGAUCCCAACGGGGUCAUCACUCAAUAUGAGGUCAGCUAUAGCAGCAUAAGAUCAUUUGAUCCUGCGGUCCCAGUGGCUGGCCCUCCCCAGACUGUGUCCAACUUGUGGAAUAGCACACAUCAUGUCUUCAUGCAUCUGCACCCAGGGACAACCUACCAGUUCUUCAUCAGAGCCAGCACGGUCAAAGGCUUCGGGCCAGCCACGGCCAUCAACGUGACCACCAACAUCUCAGCUCCAACCCUACCUGACUAUGAAGGAGUUGAUGCCUCCCUUAAUGAAACUGCAACCACAAUAACCGUGCUGCUAAGACCAGCGCAAGCCAAAGGUGCACCCAUCAGUGCUUAUCAAAUUGUCGUGGAGGAGCUGCAGCCACACAGAGCCAAGCGGGAAGCGGGGACCAUGGAAUGUUACCAGGUGCCUGUCACCUACCAGAGCUCCGUGAGCGGGGGCUCCCCCUAUUACUUCGCUGCCGAGCUGCCCCCCGGCAAUCUCCCCGAGCCUGCCCCCUUCACCGUGGGUGACAACAGGACCUAUAAAGGCUUCUGGAACCCGCCCUUGGCUCCUCGCAAGGGUUACAACAUCUACUUCCAGGCCAUGAGCAGCGUGGAGAAGGAAACUAAAACCCAGUGUGUACGAAUUGCUACAAAAGCAGCAGCAACAGAAGAACCAGAAGUGAUCCCAGAUCCAGCUAAGCAGACAGACAGAGUGGUGAAAAUAGCAGGAAUUAGUGCUGGAAUUCUGGUUUUCAUCCUCCUCCUCCUCGUCGUCAUAUUAAUUGUAAAAAAGAGAUAUAUAUGUUGGAGAAGACACAUCUGCUUUAGAAACAUUAGGAGGAGCUACUAUUCUUACUCCUACUACCUUAAACUUGCUAAGAAGCGCAAAGACGCCAUGGGGAACGCUCGGCAGGAGAUGACUCACAUGGUGAAUGCCAUGGACCGAAGUUACGCGGAUCAGAGCACGCUACAUGCAGAGGACCCUCUGUCCAUCACUUUCAUGGACCAACAUAACUUCAGUCCAAGAUUGCCCAAUGACCCUCUUGUGCCGACUGCUGUGUUAGUCCCUAUAACCGAUGAAAACCACAGUGCUGCAGCAGAGUCCAGCCGCCUCCUGGACGUGCCUCGCUACCUCUGCGAGGGGACGGAGUCCCCUUACCAGACAGGCCAGCUGCACCCCGCCAUCCGGGUGGCAGACUUACUGCAGCACAUCAACCUCAUGAAGACGUCAGACAGCUACGGAUUCAAGGAGGAGUACGAGAGCUUCUUUGAAGGUCAGUCAGCAUCGUGGGAUGUAGCUAAAAAAGAUCAAAACAGAGCAAAAAACCGAUAUGGAAACAUUAUAGCGUACGACCACUCCAGAGUAAUUUUGCAGCCCGUUGAGGAUGACCCUUCUUCAGAUUACAUUAAUGCCAACUAUAUUGAUAUUUGGCUGUACAGGGAUGGCUACCAGAGACCAAGUCACUACAUUGCAACCCAAGGCCCCGUUCAUGAGACUGUCUAUGAUUUCUGGAGAAUGGUCUGGCAAGAACAAUCUGCCUGCAUUGUAAUGGUGACAAAUUUAGUGGAGGUGGGCCGGGUUAAGUGCUACAAAUACUGGCCUGAUGAUACUGAGGUUUAUGGUGACUUCAAAGUAACCUGUGUAGAAAUGGAACCACUUGCUGAAUAUGUAGUAAGGACAUUCACUCUUGAAAGGAGAGGGUACAAUGAAAUCCGUGAAGUGAAGCAGUUUCAUUUCACCGGCUGGCCUGACCAUGGGGUGCCGUACCACGCCACCGGCCUCCUGUCCUUCAUCCGGAGAGUGAAGUUAUCCAACCCUCCCAGCGCGGGUCCAAUCGUCGUGCACUGCAGUGCCGGUGCUGGAAGAACUGGCUGUUACAUUGUGAUUGACAUUAUGCUGGACAUGGCAGAAAGAGAGGGUGUGGUUGACAUCUACAACUGUGUCAAAGCCUUACGAUCCCGGCGAAUCAACAUGGUUCAGACGGAAGAGCAGUACAUUUUUAUUCAUGAUGCCAUUUUAGAAGCAUGCUUAUGUGGAGAAACUGCCAUACCUGUCUGCGAAUUUAAAGCUGCCUACUUUGAUAUGAUCAGAAUAGAUUCCCAGACCAACUCUUCCCAUCUCAAAGAUGAAUUUCAGACUCUGAACUCGGUCACCCCUCGACUACAAGCCGAAGACUGCAGUAUAGCUUGUCUUCCACGGAACCAUGACAAGAACCGUUUCACAGACAUGCUGCCACCUGACAGAUGUCUGCCUUUCUUAAUUACCAUCGACGGGGAGAGCAGUAACUACAUCAAUGCGGCGCUUAUGGAUAGCUACAGGCAACCAGCCGCUUUCAUUGUCACACAGUACCCGCUGCCAAACACUGUGAAGGACUUCUGGAGGCUGGUGUAUGACUACGGCUGCACCUCCAUCGUGAUGCUAAAUGAGGUGGACUUGUCCCAGGGCUGCCCUCAAUACUGGCCGGAAGAAGGGAUGCUACGCUAUGGCCCCAUCCAAGUGGAGUGUAUGUCUUGUUCAAUGGACUGUGAUGUCAUCAACCGGAUUUUUAGGAUAUGCAACCUAACAAGACCGCAGGAAGGUUAUCUGAUGGUACAGCAGUUUCAGUAUCUGGGAUGGGCUUCUCAUCGAGAAGUACCAGGAUCCAAAAGGUCAUUUUUGAAACUCAUCCUGCAAGUGGAAAAGUGGCAGGAGGAAUGUGAAGAAGGAGAAGGCAGGACGAUCAUCCACUGCCUAAACGGCGGUGGGCGGAGUGGCAUGUUCUGUGCCAUUGGCAUCGUGGUGGAAAUGGUGAAACGCCAGAACGUUGUGGACGUUUUCCACGCGGUGAAGACCCUGCGGAACAGCAAGCCCAACAUGGUGGAGGCCCCGGAGCAGUACCGUUUCUGCUAUGACGUCGCAUUGGAGUACCUGGAAUCGUCGUAGUGGGUGAGACUGCACACUGCAUUCACUCAGCACCCACUUCGUCUGUUGAGCCAGCAGCAGUUGUUCCUGUGCAGAAAGCUUUUAACGCGGGGGGUGGGAAGCUUUUACAUUUGAGAGGUGAAAGUAUUUUUCUUAUGCAAUUGUGUAUCUUAAUAAAAAGGACUUGAUUUGUUUCUCUGUAUGAAAGUACCAACGUUUAGUGCCACAUAAAAAUUAUAUUUCAGAAGAUCCAGAUUCCAGCGGGAACUUGCAGUGUUUGUUAAGUGAAUCCACAGCCUCUUUUUCUCCUGGUUUCAUAGAGUGGCCAGCGCACCUUGCAUGGACUCAUGCUUUCUGGGUGGCAGUUUUCUCCCUUUUAAAAUGAAAGCUGUUGAAUCUUGAAAGGAAGAAGAAAAGAAAAGCUGUGCAAAUUCAUGGUCAAUUUCAUUUUUUAUAUGUUCCGAGUGUAGCAGAUCUCUAUAUAAAUAUAUAAAUAUAUAUAACUGGCUUAUUUUCGUUUAAUGUGCAGUGAUGGCUGGAUCAUUUAAAGUUCUUUUUUAGACAAUAACAUAAGCCAAAGACUCAAGUGUAAAUAUGUCUAUAUGGAAAAAGCACAUUAUAUUUAUUGGUUACUUACAUUCCUUUUUGAUGGCUAAAAUACUAUACCACACAGUCAUUUUUGUUUCGAAGAAAGCUUUUUCUUUAGCUAAAAUCAAUUGUAAAUGAUUUUUGUAGAUUAUUUUUUGUAUGUUUUAGUGUAAGUAGAGGAUAAACUUUUUAUUCAUAAACCAGGAAGCAACAUACUUUAUAGUGAUUCUCUCGUGUACAUGCUUACAAAUUUUAAAAAAGUAUAUAUAUAUAUAUAUAUAUAUAUAUAUAUAUAUAUAUAUAUAUAAAACACCUUGGCAAUUGUCUUUUAAUAGGGGACCAAAUUAAAGCAUUUUCCUGAGCAGUAUAUAAGUUUUCACAAUUUCACUAGGUAAAUAAUGGUUGGGUGAUCACACGUGAGAAAUGCACACUCUCAAAGAUCUUGCUGGUGGCUUGCACAGUGAUGAGCAUAGCCUUUAACUUCGUCCAAAGUUUCAAGGAAUCGAUCUUUCCAGCCUGUGGGCAAGCACUGGCAGAGGAAAUAAGAGGGCAACGGUGAUGCUCUCGGGGUCAAAUUUUAGCAAAGUGUAAACUGCCAAGGCGAUCAGAUGUUUCUUUUGAUGUUUACAUGCACAAGCUUUGGGUUCUGAACAUAGAUGGUCUGGAGAAAUCAAUGCCGGAUUCCUUUUUUGUGCAUUGUCCUGGGACGCUCAGGCAACCUUUCUAAAUGUGAUCUCGUUCCACGCACUCCCCGUAGCUGUCACGUCUCAUUUGCAGCUUGCAGUUUUGUUCCUGUGUCCUCUUUCUAGAUUGCCGGUUCAUGACAUGGUGCGUCUAAAGAUUUAAUUACUGUAAGAGUGAAAUAAAAUUUUUAUAAUUACAA
Cavia porcellus (domestic guinea pig) is the source of this 6133-nucleotide messenger RNA. RefSeq names its product protein tyrosine phosphatase receptor type K (gene Ptprk). Gene Ontology annotation, cellular component: membrane. The transcript has 35 exons. Gene Ontology annotation, molecular function: protein binding; protein tyrosine phosphatase activity. Gene Ontology annotation, biological process: protein dephosphorylation. The coding region runs from base 232 to 4683 and encodes 1483 amino acids. The record is from RefSeq and is a predicted model, not a curated record. NCBI's taxonomy places the organism in Eukaryota, Metazoa, Chordata, Mammalia, Rodentia, Caviidae.